Poecilia reticulata (guppy) is the source of this 3252-nucleotide messenger RNA. Lineage: Eukaryota; Metazoa; Chordata; Actinopteri; Cyprinodontiformes; Poeciliidae. The record is from RefSeq and is a predicted model, not a curated record.
GAGCAGCCUCAGUGUACUCAGGAGUGUUCACACAGAUCUUUAGAGAGGAGAGAGGGCUGUACCAGGACAAGGUGUUCUGCUUCGUCCAUCUGAGUGUUCAGGAGUUUCUGGCUGCUCUUCAUGUUCAUCAGACCUUCAUCAACUCUGGUGUCAACCUGAUGAAAGAAACACAAACGUCUAAGAAGUCUUCAUUAUUUAAUAAACCCAAACUAAAGUCUCUCCAUCAGAGAGCUGUUGACAAGGCCUUACAGAGUCCAAAUGGACACCUGGACUUGUUCCUCCGUUUCCUCCUGGGACUUGCACUGCAGACCAAUCAGAGACUUCUACAAGGUCUGAUGACACAGACAGGAAGUAGAUCACAGACAAAUCAGAAAACAGUUCAGUACAUCAAGAAGAAGAUCAGUGAGAAUGUGUCUGCAGAGAAAAGCAUCAAUCUGUUCCACUGUCUGAAUGAACUGAAUGAUCGUUCUCUAGUGGAGGAGAUCCAACAGUCUCUGAGUUCAGGAAGUCUCUCCMCAGAUAAAYUGUCUCCUGCUCAGUGGUCAGCUCUGGUCUUCAUCUUAGUGUCAUCAGGAAAAGAUCUGGAUGUGUUUGACCUGAAGAAAUACUCUGCUUCAGAGGAGGCUCUUCUGAGGCUGCUGUCAGUGGUUAAAGCCUCCAACAAAGCUCUAUUGAGUGACUGUAACCUCUCGGAAAGAAGCUGUGAAGCUCUGUCCUUAGUUCUCAGCUCCCAGUCCUCCAGUCUCAGAGAACUGGACCUGAGUAACAACAACGUGCAGGAUUCAGGAGUGAAGCUUCUCUCUGCUGGACUGAAGAGUCCAAACUACAACCUGGAAAUUCUCAGACUGAGUGGCUGUAACCUCUCAGAGAGAAGCUGUGAAGCUCUGUCCUCAAUUCUCAGCUCCCAGUCCUCCUGUCUCAGAGAACUGAACCUGAGUAACAACAACCUGCAGGAUUCAGGAGUGAAGCUUCUCUCUGCUGGACUGAAGAGUCCAAACUGCAACCUGGAGACUCUCAACUUAUCAGGCUGUUUGGUCUCAGAGGAAGGCUGUGCUUCUCUGGCCUCAGCUCUGACCUUUAACCCCUCCCAUCUGAAAGAGUUGGACCUGAGCUACAAUCACCCAGGAGACUCAGAAGUGAAGCUGCUGUCGGCUGGACUGAAGGAUCCAGACUGGAGACUGGAAGCUCUCAGGGUGGAACCUGCUGGACGCCGAUUCUUGACACCAGGUCUGAGGAAGUAUUCCUGUCAACUCACCAUCGACACAAACACAGUGAGCAGAAACCUCAAACUGUCGGAAGACAACAGGAAGGUGACAUUUGAGGAGGAGCUUCAGUCAUAUCCUGAUCAUCCAGACAGAUUUGAUCCUCCUCAGUUGCUGUGUAGAACUGGUCUGACUGGUCGCUGUUACUGGGAGGUUGAGUGGAGAGGAUAUGUUGAGAUAUCGGUAAGUUACAAAAGAAUCGGAAGGAAAGGAGACAGUAAAGACUGUUGGUUUGGAGGGAAUGAUCAUUCCUGGAGUCUGAGAUGCUCUGAUUAUAAAGGUUACUCUGUCUGGAACAAUAACAUAGAAACUCGUCUCUUCUCCUCUAUAUUUAAGAGAGUAGCAGUGUAUGUGGACUGUCCUGCUGGCAUUCUGUCCUUCUACAGAGUCUCCUCUGACUCACUGAUCCACCUCCACACCUUCAACACCACAUUCACUGAACCUCUGAUUCCUGGAUUUGGGUUCUGGCUCACUUAUGGUUCCUCAGUGUUUCUUUGCUGAGUUGAGUCUUAAGAGUUUCCUCCUGUCGUAGAAACUCUCACUGUUGAAUAGAUAGUUCAGUCUGACUACAUGUCUGACUCUCACUCAGAAACACGUUUCCAGAUUCAUGAAUUCAAUCUGUUUCUUGAUUAAACUAUUCUAAGUUGUUCCCUGGAAACUUCCUUUUCUUAAACAUGGAACUGGAUUAUUCCGGGAUUGUUCCAGAAUCAUCCCAUUAAUAUUUCAGUUAUUCUGGGAGCAUUCACAGAUCCACAUGUUGUUUUUCUGUCUGAUUCCAGUCAAAACUUCACAUUGAAUAUCAUGAUAAUUUUUCUCUUUUUCUUUUCCUUUCAUUCAUCAAAUUUCAUUGAAAUUUUAAGUUUUUCUCAAUCAUUGAACAUUUCCCGUUUCUGUCAGUUCCUAUUUUUCUGAACAUGUCUUGUACUUUUUCUACCUUACUGCUAAAUGAAUGCAAGUUAUUUGUAUUUGAUUCACUAUGUUCUGUUAUUCUGCUCAAAUUUCAACAAAGCUGGGGUUUUUUUUUCAAUUUCGACUUUCAGAACGUCCAAAUCAAAUUUUAUUUGUAUAUCAGAUUUCAGCAGUGCUUUACAUCAUUAAACACAAAAACAGUCAUGCAACAUUGAAUAAACAAUCAAAAACAUUACAUUUCCCACCGAGUCAAAGUUCUGCCCCUCAAAUCUGCAGAAAAAAAAGAAACAGCGGGAGGGGACUCCAACCCGCACCCCUUUCAACAAUGGGGGGACUCCAACCCAACCCCCUUUUCAAACAACAGGGGGACUCCAACCCACACCCCUUUUCAAACAGGGGGACUCCAACCCACACCCCUUUCAAAACAACGGGGGGGACUCCAACCCACACCUCUUUUAAAACAACAGGGGGACUGCAACCCACACCUGUUUUCAAACAAUGGGGUGGACUCCAACCCACACCCCUUUUUAAACAACGGGGGGAAUCCAACCCACACCCCUUUUAAAACAAUGGGGGGACUCCAACCCACAGCCCUUUUCAAACAACAGGGGGGGGACUCCAACCCUGCACCCCUUAUCAACUACAGGGGGACUCCAACCCUGCAUCCCUUUUCAAAGUAUUGGGGGACUCCAACCCACACCCCUUUUCAAACAAUGGGAAGGGGGACUCCAACCCACACCCCUUUUCAAACAACAGGGGGACUCCAACCUGCAGUCCUUUUCAAACAACAGGGGGACUCCAACCCUGCACCCCUUUUCUCCCUAGCGCUUGAACCCGGGUUUGGAUUCAAAUCCUAAUUGUUUAAGUUCCAUAAGCAACUCUAAACAGGUGGGUUUUAAGUCGAGACUUAAAGGCUCUCAGUGAUUCAGCUGUUUUACAGUUUUCUGGAAGUUUGUUCCAAACUUGUGGUGCAUAGAAUCAUAUGAGAGAUAGAAUGAUGCUUAUCCUCGUUUGGUUCUGGUUGUGGGGAUGCAGACCAGAAGACCUGAGGGGUCUUGAUGGUUGGUACAGCAACAACAGA